Molecule: messenger RNA, 1356 nt
Organism: Melampsora larici-populina 98AG31
Lineage: Eukaryota; Fungi; Basidiomycota; Pucciniomycetes; Pucciniales; Melampsoraceae
Product: family 43 glycoside hydrolase
Exons: 11
Coding region: 1-1356 (451 amino acids)
Source: RefSeq, a predicted model, not a curated record
AUGUACAGUUGGAAUUAUGGAGAAUUCAAUCUCGAUCCACGCCUUUAUCAGCUCGUCUACUAUUAUGUGAAGCUCCUCUCAACUCAGAUCGCCUCCACGUUUUUUCUGUUUGAACAAUUUCGUAAGGCACGCCGCAGGUCGCUAUCGCCAUCCAAAUACUCAGCUUGGCUCAAGACUGUUGGUCUUAAAGCUGGAAGAAUGUAUAUGUGUCAUAUCAAUGUGGCCUUGCGUUCCUUAAUGGUCGGGUUCCUUUUGUUUGCACUGAUAGUCACUGGGGAGAAGAAAAGAAUCGUGUCGGGAGCCAUUUGGAAUGAUGACGCUGGGAAACGGAUACAAGCCCAUGGGGGAUGUCUUUUACAGUUGAAAGACCAAUGGUAUUGGUUUGGUGAAGAUAAGGAGAAAGGACACAAGUUUAAGGGCUGCUAUAGGUCUGACGACCUCCUUACCUGGACGAGGCUACCAAAUGUACUGACCAGUACGGCUGGCACACCGCUGAAUGAGAAUAUGGUGGUCGAGAGGCCCCGAGUUCUCUUCAACCAGGCCACCAACAAGUUUGUGAUGUACUUUCACUAUGAUUUGAUGCUUACCAUUAUGUCACUCACUAAUACCAUGUCAUUUUCUAUAGGAUUCAAAAAGUGGUCUAUUUGCAGCCAAUCUAGAUGGAUACUGACAAGUUUUCGAAUUUUUGAUUGGAAAAGAUACAAACUAGCUCAGAUUGGUGUCGCAACAAGUGACAAGGCAAGUUUCUAUCCACUGGUUCAUACACAUCAUCAUAGAGUACAAAGGCUGAUCUGGCACCUGGGUAUUUUAUUGUGCAAUCUUGACGAGGUGCCCUCCAAGCAGAUUGAUUCAGAUUGGAAGUUUGUUCGUGCAUUUUCACCUCUCAAUUCGCAGAGCCGUGAUCUUUCCUUGUUCCAAGAUGAUGAUGGAACAGGAUAUGUUAUCUUUGCCUCUGAUGGAAAUGCAAAUCUGAAGCUGGCGCGUCUCAGUGAGGACUAUAAAGGUUGGUCCGCAAACCCAAACAAAGUUAUAAAAGCAAGCGACUUGGCAGGUCCUUGGUCAAAAGAUAUUGACAUCACAGACCCCAAGCUGAACACAUAUUCCUCACAAAACACGCAUGAUCUUACCGUCAUUGGCACUCAGGCAAGGUCUCACAUCUGGACAAAGUACGACAUACCCGCCGGGAAUUCAGGGCAGAUGAGCGUAAAUGGAGGUGGGAAGUUCAAUGUGUAUUAUCCACCGACUUCAGCACAAAUCUCCAUCCCUGUACCUGUCCAUCUGAAACCUGGAGGUGAAAAUUCAAUUGACAUGGUCAUCCCAAGUGGAGUCAAAGUUCAGCAAAUUAUUUUAUAUUGA